Messenger RNA from Bursaphelenchus xylophilus (pine wood nematode), 2082 nucleotides. The record is from the annotation of a GenBank genome assembly. Lineage: Eukaryota; Metazoa; Nematoda; Chromadorea; Rhabditida; Aphelenchoididae.
AUGACUUCUAACGGCAGUAUUCCGACGAUCAAUACCCCAUCAAUCAAUAUUCCACUACCUCCGCCAACCAUGAAUUUUCCGGAUGCCAAUGGAAAUGAAAUUCAACUGCCUCGAGUGCCAACGAAUGCAAGUAAAAUGACGAGAAGUUCGGAUAGAAUAGAACUGUUGAAGAUGGACUUGCCAGAAGAGGCCCCGCCUGAAGAGGAAAGGGUUGAUCCGGCUGAAGAGUUGAAGAAAAUUACCGAUUCAGAUCUGCCUCCGAUAGAGCCGGAUAAACAGUUGAGAUGCAUUAUGGACUGCAUUAUCCCGCCUAGGUAUCCAAAGCUUUUUUUAGAACCCUAAAAAUUGUGAUCGGUAUCAGAUCACAACUAUAAAAAAAUGGUCUUGAACUUACAGUGGGCGACCUGAUCCAGUGGCGAAAAACGUACCAUUUUGCAUCCAGGAGGUAUCAAAAAUGUGGCAAAAUGCUGCCCUCGCCAAGUCAAAAAAACUCGGGUUUCAAAAGCGCGCCAGCUUUUUUUUGUGAGGGAAAGUGCACGAAGUGUGUUUUCACCUGGAGAGGGAAGCAUUUUGCCACAUUUUUGAUGCUUCCCGGAAGCAAAAUGGAACGCGAUUUGCCACUGGAUCAGGUCCAUCACUGUAAAUCAGUAUGUCGGGAAAAUAAUGCGGAAGCGUCCGCCUUGGAAUUGCCUUUCAUCGCUUUGCGACGGGCAUCCAAGGCUGGAGAUCUGGUGGGCGACUGCGAGGCAUCUUGUUGCGAUAAAUCCACCUUAUUUUCCCAACAGAGUGAUAGUUUUCUGUCCUCGACGCACUCGAACAGAAGCGCUGUCUCCGAUCAUGCCACGCCCCCAAAAUACCCCAUUGUGAUAACUUUCAACGAUGAUCAGACCUGAACUAGGGUCUUCAAUUUUGUCGUUGCAACUACACUUUAUAGUUGGUCAGAAAACUUGUCGUAUAAGGGUACAAAUUGAACACUGUUCAAUUUAUUAUAUGUAGACAUAAUUUACUAGUUUUCAGAUAUCGCGACAUGGACGGGAAGAGCUGGAUGGAGAGAGCAUCGACGGUCCCAGCAACCCGCUUUGACAUGGUGGGACUGCAGGAGAAGUUCGAAAAUGAACUGAAAACCAAGCAUGCCAAAGCGUUCGGGAUCUGCCCAAUCAGACGAAGGAUUUACGACGAGUUGUUUGGUAUACGGUUUUCAAUAGUAAUUUUCAUUGAACUUUUAGACGAACUAAUCCGUCAAGUGACCAUCAACUGCGCUGAACGAGGACUGCUGAUGUUGCGAGUGCGAGACGAGAUCCAUCUCACAAUCCUGUCGUAUCAAAGUCUUUUAGAAAGUGCCAUAGCCUAUGGCGUGCGGAAAGCGAUUGUGGUGGAACAGGAGCAACAUCAAGCUGUUCGCAAUCUGGCAGAGGAAAAGAUUUUGAAUCAGAAGUUGACGGAGAGGGUAGGCUUGUAUUUUGACCGUAUAAACAACAUUUUUAUAUCUCAGAUAGCGGAAUUAGAGAAGACGUUAGCGGAGGAAAAGACGGUUCGCGUUGAAGAGCUGAAAUUGCUGGAGCAGACCAUGAAAGACGAGAAUGAGCGGCUGAAUGAGUCAAAUAAAACGUUGAAAGUAAGUAAGGCACAACAAUAAAUACAAAGAUGACCGUCAAGACCCUGUAAAAGAAAAUGGACUUUUUUAUUGGAGAGGGGGAUUAAUUAACAACCUUUGUGGCCAAGGGAGUGCGCGAAACGAGGAGAGUGGUCACAGAAAAAACGCGUUUCAACCGUAUCUGCCAGUUUCGAGGGGAAAAACUUAUAAUUUUUUUGUACGAAAAAACAUUACUCUCCAUGGUAGAAAUAACGUAAUAUAUCAAUUUGUGCCAAGCUUCAUCAAAGUAUGAGGGUCACAAUUUUGGUAUUUCUUCAAUAAGUUCCAUCAAGAUUUCCCCCAGAGCAUCUUAGCAAUACCACGAGAAAAUAUUUACCUAUGCUCACAAUUUUUAACUAUGCUUUCAGAUGCACCUCCAAGCAAUUUUACAAAUGGAUCAGCAACUCAUCACUCAACAGCAAAGUCUCAGCGAUGCUAUCAAAAAUUAA